CACACAUACGUCCGUCUCGUCAGUUAGCCCCGCGUGAUGACGUCAGUGACUACAGGUUUGCCAAACUACAUCAUCGCUUGGAUUUGGUAAACACGGACGUUUUAUCGUGUUAAUUUACGUAGAACAAAGAAUAAAUAAUAUAUAGCUUUGAUUCGAGUAAAUUUACAAAGAAUAAAUCAUAUAUUUCUUUGAUAUUUCUGUGGCAAAAGUCAUGAACAAAGGUGAGCCGAAGUAAACACGAUACCUAGCUAAAACACGUUGCCCAUCUCUAAAUGUCCAAUUCAUUUAAUUAGAAAAUAUCUUUGCUAACUUUUUCCAAACAUGGCUAGUAUCAAAUACUGGUAUGAUCUGAUGAGGAGACAUCAAUUUCUUCCCCAAAAUAUUGAUCUCAAAUUGAAAAAAAUCAAAUCAAUUACGAAACCAAGAGUGGGCACAUGGUUGUGCAUCACGGUCACAUUUUGCUGGGCCAGGUCAUCAAUUGAGCAGGUAAAAAAAAUGGAAAUGUGAAAAAAUUUGUACAUUUUAGGCAUUCGGUAUUCAUGUAUGACAACAACACACACACACGAAUAAUUCAAGACAUCAUUUUGAACUGGCAUUGUGUUGUCACAGCAGUGAUGUGGACAGUGAAGGUGGUGGGUCUGGGAAUUGUGGCCUUCUCCCUCAGUGUGGAACUGCUGUGGAAGCUCCUGCGGCGCCUUCAGGCUCCGCCGACUCUGAACGAGGUCCUCUUCUUUCCCUCAAAAAUGGUCUGCAUGGAGCACAUCUUCUCUCCCUCUUCCCCCAACUCCUGUCACUGCCCGUUGCCUCAUGGUGUAGAGACGUCCUUCACCCGUCUUCUCCGCAUCAUCCUGUCAGCGUCCUCCUCUCUGGACUUGUGUUUGUUUUCUUUUUCCAACAUGGAAUUGAGUAGGGCCGUUCUGUACAUGUACAAACAAAAGAUAACUAUCAGAGUCCUUGUGGACAAGACCUACUCCAUCAUGACUGGCUCCCAGGUUGGAGCCCUCCGCAGGGGAGGGAUCUGCGUGCGCAACGUGGGCCGCUAUGUGCACAUGCAUCACAAGUUUGCUGUGGUGGACGGCCGACGCCUCGUCACAGGCUCCCUCAACUGGACGCUAGCGGCGGUGCAGCGCAACGCAGAGAACGUCCUGGUCACCGAGGAGCCGCGUCUGGUCCAACCCUUCGUCGAAGAGUUUUGUAGGUUGUGGGCGGACAGCGACCCAGCUCGGAAUAGACCUCUAAUGAUUAGCACUGUGUGAUAGUCAGAAAAAAAAAGGCAGUUUUGUGUUGAAUUCCUAAUAAGAGUUAAAUGGGACACAUAUUGACAUAGCAUCACAAAGCGUGAAAAGCAUUUAAAUUCGCAACAUUUCAAUUUUUUCUUCAUAUUCUUAAUAAUAAGCGUGUUUUCAAAGUUUUGUACUUUUGUAAUUUGUGAUUACAUUUUUAGAAGAUACGUGGAUGACAACAAAAGUUAAGUAAAGUCCAAUUUUCACUUUUUCAUUGGAAAAAAUUGUUACUUUGCCUCAGGGUAGUUACGAAAAUGUUCUCUCUAGUGUGGCCAAAGGGUGUCAGAAAUGAAUGGACCCUCACUUUUUGUUUUCUUUGAUAAAAUGUUUUAGGUACCACGUCUUUUUGGAUCUUAGUCCCCAUUUUAUUUGUUUUAAACAUUUUAGCUUUGCGGCGGUUCACGUUAUUUUUGUGUAUCACCAAAGCUUGGGUUUGAUUUUGUGUUGUAACAGCUGCGUUUUCAGAGAAUUGUUGUUGGAAUCAUUUCAAAAUGACUUAUUAAGACUGUGUUUAUGUUUACUGUGUUUUAUGGGCAGUCUCAGAACCAAUUAAAUCCAAAUUGUUUUUCAGCAUGUCAA
Syngnathus acus (greater pipefish) is the source of this 1862-nucleotide messenger RNA. It is a transcript of the gene pld6, whose product is annotated as phospholipase D family, member 6. The transcript has 3 exons. Gene Ontology annotation, biological process: piRNA processing. The coding region runs from base 540 to 1256 and encodes 238 amino acids. Gene Ontology annotation, molecular function: RNA endonuclease activity producing 5'-phosphomonoesters, hydrolytic mechanism. Gene Ontology annotation, cellular component: mitochondrion. The record is from RefSeq and is a predicted model, not a curated record. NCBI's taxonomy places the organism in Eukaryota, Metazoa, Chordata, Actinopteri, Syngnathiformes, Syngnathidae.